Fonsecaea nubica is the source of this 2712-nucleotide messenger RNA. Its product is annotated as peroxisomal hydratase-dehydrogenase-epimerase. Gene Ontology annotation, molecular function: oxidoreductase activity. The transcript is spliced from 4 exons. Lineage: Eukaryota; Fungi; Ascomycota; Eurotiomycetes; Chaetothyriales; Herpotrichiellaceae. Bases 1 to 2712 code for a protein of 903 amino acids. The record is from RefSeq and is a predicted model, not a curated record.
AUGGUGCAAGAACUCCGUUUCGACAACCAGACCGUGGUGGUCACUGGUGCUGGUGGUGGUCUUGGGAAAGCAUACGCUCUCUUCUUCGCCUCGAGAGGUGCCAAUGUCGUGGUCAACGACUUGGGCGGUUCCUUCAAGGGCGAGGGUGGUGGCAGCACAAAGGCCGCCGACCUCGUUGUCAAUGAGAUCAAAGCUGCGGGCGGCAAUGCAGUUGCCAACUACGACAGUGUCGAGUUUGGCGACAGGAUCAUCAAGACCGCCAUCGAUAACUAUGGCCGUGUCGACGUCCUCCUUAACAAUGCCGGCAUCCUCCGCGAUAUUAGCUUCAAGAACAUGAAGGAUUCUGACUGGGAUUUGAUCAAUACCGUCCACAUCAAAGGUGCUUACAAGUGCGCAAGAGCUGCGUGGCCAUAUUUCAGAAAACAGAAGUACGGACGUGUCAUCAACACGGCUUCCGCCGCUGGUCUGUUCGGCAGCUUCGGUCAGUGCAAUUACUCCGCGGCGAAACUGGCUCAGGUCGGGUUUACCGAGACCUUGGCCAAAGAGGGUGCCAAAUACAACAUUAUUUGCAAUGUCAUUGCCCCUAUUGCCGCCAGUCGAAUGACGGCGACCGUGAUGCCUCCAGAGGUGCUCGCCAGUCUCAAGCCUGAAUGGGUGGUGCCUCUUGUAGCUGUCUUGGUCCACCCGUCCAACACGCAUACCUCCGGUUCGAUCUUCGAAGUUGGUGGAGGUCAUAUCGCCAAGCUAAGGUGGGAACGUGCCAAAGGCCUGUUGCUCAGAGCCGACGACACCUACACUCCCGGCGCCAUCCUGAAAAAAUGGGACAAGGUCAACGAUUUCUCUGAGCCGGAAUACCCCAACGGUGUCGCCGAUUUCGUGUCCAAAGCGGAACAGUCAAUGAAGCUGCCACCCAACGAACAAGGCGAGGACAUCCGCUUCGAUGGGAAAGUCGUCCUGGUGACUGGCGGUGGUGCUGGUCUUGGCCGGGCCUACUGUCUCGCUUUUGCAAAACGCGGCGCCUCUGUUGUCGUCAAUGACCUCGUGAACCCAGACACCGUUGUGCAAGAGAUUGAAAAACUCGGCGGAAAGGCGGUUGGCAACAAGGCUUCGGUCGAGGACGGUGAUGCCGUGGUCAAGACAGCUAUCGACACAUUCGGUAGAAUAGAUAUCUUGAUCAACAACGCCGGCAUUCUCAGGGACAAGGCUUUCGCUAACAUGGACGACAAGCAAUGGGACGACAUCCUCAAUGUCCAUCUCCGUGGCACCUACAAGGUAACAAAGGCAGCAUACCCGUAUAUGCUCAAGCAGAAAUAUGGGCGAAUUGUGAACACAAGCAGCACGAGCGGUAUCUAUGGUAACUUUGGUCAAGCUAACUAUGCUGCCGCGAAACUCGGCAUACUGGGAUUCUCUCGAGCUCUGGCGUUGGAAGGCCGCAAGAACAACAUCUUUGUCAACACCAUCGCACCCAAUGCAGGGACGCAAUUGACCCGAACUGUGUUGCCCGAGGAGUUGAUCCAACUCUUCAAGCCCGAAUAUGUCGCUCCUCUGGUGCUUGCACUCUCCUCAGACAAGGUGCCGGAACCACCAACAGGCCUCCUUUUUGAAGUCGGCAGUGGCUGGCAAGGACGAACACGAUGGCAAAGAAGCGGCGGCCACGGAUUCCCUGUCGAUGUUCAGUUGACGCCCGAGCACGUUGUCGCGCAAUGGGAGCGGAUCAUCAACUUUGAUGAUGGCCGUGCGGAUCAUCCUGAAACCCCUACGGAUGGCUUGAAAUCUAUCAUGGCCAACAUGGAGAACAAGAGCAAUAAAUCACAGAAGUCCGAGUCUGGGACAGACUACUUGGCAGCAAUCGAAAAGGCCAAGAAAGCGCAAGCCAGUGGGACUGAAUUUGUCUACGAUGACAAGGAUGUUAUCCUUUACAACCUGUCUCUCAACGCGAAGAGAACCCAGCUGCCCCUCGUCUACGAAAACGACGACAACUUCCAAGUCCUGCCAACAUUUGGCGUCAUCCCCUAUUUCAGUGCAGUUGCUCCCUUCUCGAUGGACGAAGUUCUUCCGAACUUCUCACCUAUGAUGUUGCUGCAUGGCGAACAGUACCUCGAGAUCCGGAAGUAUCCUAUUCCCACGGCUGCCAAAUUGAUCUCGUACCCUCGACUGGUGGAGGUUGUCGAUAAGGGCAACGCCGGGAUUGUCGUGACUGGCACCGUCACCAAAGAUGCAAAGACCGGAGAGGAUAUCUUCUACAAUGAAUCCACCGUCUUUGUCCGUGGAUCUGGUGGGUUUGGAGGACCCAAGAAGGGUGCCAACCGCGGCAAUGCAACGACCAUCUACCAACCGCCCAAGCGCGCCCCAGAUGCCGUUGUCGAGGAGAAGACCUCGGAAGAUCAGGCUGCUCUCUACAGACUGAACGGUGAUCGGAACCCCCUGCAUAUUGAUCCUGAAUUCAGCAAAGUCGGUGGUUUCAAGGAUCCUAUCCUGCACGGUCUCUGCUUUAUGGGAUUCAGCGGUAAACACAUUGUCCAGACCUACGGCCUCUUCAAGAACAUCAAAGUCCGCUUUGCCGGUACCGUUAUUCCAGGCCAGACUCUGGUGACUGAGAUGUGGAAGGAGGGUAACAAGGUCAUCUUCCAGACCCGAGUCAAGGAAACUGGCAAGCUAUGCAUUGCCGGCGCCGGAGCGGAGCUAUUGGGAUCUCCCAAGCCCAAGUUGUAG